Talaromyces rugulosus is the source of this 933-nucleotide messenger RNA. RefSeq lists its product as uncharacterized. The record is from RefSeq and is a predicted model, not a curated record. NCBI's taxonomy places the organism in Eukaryota, Fungi, Ascomycota, Eurotiomycetes, Eurotiales, Trichocomaceae. The coding region runs from base 1 to 933 and encodes 310 amino acids. The transcript is spliced from 4 exons.
AUGCUCUACCGCAUGUCGGCUGCCCGCGCGGCCUUCCGCGCUGCUUCGGCUUCCAACUCCUCUGCUGUCGCGCGCUCCGCACUCUGUUCCAACGUCUUCAAGGCUCAAUUGACCUCUGCUGCUCGCCCAUCAGCUCGCUUCGCUGCUGGAUCCUCGAAGCUCGCUCUGGCCGCCCACAAGCCCGUCACCACCGCUCUCGUCCGCUAUUCUUCUAACAAGUCCCAGCCGAUUGUUCCUGAAGAUGAGGAUGUCGAUAUGAUGGCUGGUGUGAAAAACGACGUGAAAGUCAUCAAGGAGACCUUUACUCUCGAUGAGGUCCCCAAGGAAGCUUUGUACUUCGGUUUGGCAGGUGUCAUUCCGUACGUGGCGACCUCUCUUAACACCUGCUAUCUUGCAUGGGAAAUCAACAGCCAAGCGCUCGGUGGCUCUGGCUUUUUGCUAUCCUCUGAAACCGCCUCGCUCCUCCUGCACUUGACCGAGCCAAUCCAGGUUGGCUACGGUGCUGUGAUCUUGUCUUUCUUGGGAGCCAUCCACUGGGGGUUGGAGUGGGCUGGAUAUGGCGGCAAGCAUGGUUUCCGACGAUACGCCACCGGAUGCAUUGCUCCAGCUAUCGCCUGGCCUACCCUCUUGUUCCCCGUCGAGCACGCUCUGAUCACUCAGUUCCUUGCCUUCACCUUCCUCUACUACAACGAUGCGCGUGCUGCUAGCCGUGGACUUGCUCCCCACUGGUACGGCAUGUACCGAUUCGUCCUGACCUUCAUUGUCGGCGCCAGCAUCGUCGCAACUCUCGUUGGUCGCGAGCGCAUCUCCCAGAGCGGAACUGCUGAGCACACCUUGACCGAGAAGAUCCAGGCCCUCCUUUUCCUUCGCAAGAAGGAGAUUGAGGAGGCCAAGCUCCGCGCCGAGGAAGAGAAGAACGCCGAUCUUGAGUAA